Molecule: messenger RNA, 2719 nt
Organism: Erpetoichthys calabaricus (reedfish)
Lineage: Eukaryota; Metazoa; Chordata; Cladistia; Polypteriformes; Polypteridae
Product: G2/M phase-specific E3 ubiquitin-protein ligase-like
Exons: 7
Coding region: 1083-2282 (399 amino acids)
Molecular function (GO): ubiquitin-protein transferase activity
Source: RefSeq, a predicted model, not a curated record
UUACACAAAGGAAAUUGUUUGCCAAUGUGCUCAGGGUCAACAGUCUCCAUUCCUCGAUCCAGCAGAGCCAAACUUGCUCAUUAUGGCCUAAUUGGGAAAAUCUCCUUUUCAUUGGAGUGGUGUGCAGUGCAAAUGAAAGAAGAUGUAUCUGCUCUUUUCAGAAGUACAUUUGGUUUGGCGGAAAGCCAGUUGUUUCCUUUUGAGUUCUUGAGCUCCUUUAGAGGAAGUAAGAAACUGAUGAAGCCCAACGUCAGCAACAAUUUCUGGUGGGGAGGAAAAGAAGUGGCAUCAAUAUGUUCAAAAAACGUGUCUGUUCAGAAUGGCGAGAAUGCAUUUGUCAAUGCCACAGGUAUGGUAUCUUCAGAGUUUAUAAAGCUAUGCUUCUGUAAAGGAACGAAAGAUUUAUGGUGGUUAAAAAUCCUUUUCUGUUCUGAACAGGCAUAAAAAUGUCACAAAGCAUGUCAACAGUGGCAUGUUGGGUCACAUUUGAAUGUUCUGUCAAAUGUUUUGUUUUUUUCUUCAUUUACUUUUGAGUUUUCUUAGCUAAUACAAAACCAAGUAACUACAUCUUUGAUGUUUCUUUUCAAGUUCUUAUCCCUUGUCAUUUCAUGGAAGUUUGUUUUGUUGUGUAGGAAGAACAUGAAAUACUGCCAGACAGUGACUUUGAAAGUCCAGCACCUCAGAGAAGGAGAGGUAAGAGACAAACCAAAGAAUGAACGAGUGAACAGAGUGGUGGUGAGGAUGGAGUGAGUGCUUGUGGCGUUGUUGUCAUUCAGUUCAAUGGAGCAGUGCCGUACAUUCACAGAUCUGAUGUUAGUUGGCACAUUUUUAAUGCAGUGAGCCGGAGACAGAGAAGGCAGAGGAGGGAAGACCAAGAAGGACAUCAGGAGGUCGAAUCCAGUGGCCAGUUACACCUGGAACAAGAGAAAGUGGAUGAAGGGUGUAAAAGCACUGAGAACUCUCCUCACUUGUCCGACUUGAUCCCCACUGGUCUAGAGGAAGAUGGAGAUGACGAAGAGGCCACAGGAGAAAGUCUGCUGCAGGAUUCUGUGAAUCCAUCACAAGAUUUGAGAUCAGGCAAAAUGAUGAGCAAGGAGGAAAUAACAGAACUUUUACAAGAUCAUAGUAAAAGGGUGAUUACUCGGGGACACAGAAAAAUAUUCAUCAGUAAAUCAGAUGUUUGGACUACGGCCUUCUGGCACUUUCAACGGGACAAAUUUGUGAGGAACCACACUAUGGUCAGCGUCUCAUUUCUACGCCAAUCAUACAGUUCUCCCACAUAUUGUGAUGAUGACACUAAACCAUCUGAAGAAUUUUUUCAUCUGCUUGUGAAAGCAAUCUUUGAAGACAGCAGAGCCUUUGAAGAGUCACCCAAUGGUUUUAUACCAAAACUGAACAACAGUCAUAUGGAAAAGGGAGUUUACCAGACCAUUGGGAAGAUGAUGUCCACCAUAAUAAUCCAGGGGGGUGAGCCCCCAGCACUUCUAGCACCUUGUGUGGUGGACUACAUUUUGACUGGAGAUGUCCUCCAAGUGAAUGCUACACCUGAUGAUGUCUCAGCCUCUAAGUUAAGGGAAAUACUGAAGAAGGUGGAAAAAUCGAGCACAGAAAGAGAGCUGGAAGAUGCAGUGAAGCGGUGCGACUCUUGGCGCUUUGAGGUGGAAGGUCUUCCAAACCCAGUUAAUAUGAAUACUAAAGAUACUUUUGUGAAGAAGGCAGCCCUCUUUCAUGUAAUCUUAAAAAGACGAGCUUGUCUUGAUCAGUUAAUCGAUGGACUGUCAUACUACGAGGUACUUACACUUUUCAGAGAAAAUCCUUGCAUGCGUAUUUUUCUUGAUUUGCCUAAAAUGGAGAAGGAAAUAACUGCAGAUGAUGUAGCAGGCGUUUUUAAACCACGGUUUUCUGCUCUGGGAUGUCCCAAACGACUAAGUGAGGAGAUGAUAGUGAUAAAAUUUCAAGAAUUUCUUCACUCUGUACAAGAUAAAGAACUUGAGGAGAAACUUAGCAGCAGGACACUGACCAAAGAAGAGAAGACAUUCUUGGGAACAUUGCGCCCUGUCCACAUUCUUCAGUUCGCGACAGGGAAAGGCAAAAUUCCAGCUUUUGGGUUCAUUCCACAUCCUGAAAUUAUAUUUCUUGAUGAUGAAACAACAGGCCAUCCAAAAGCAAACACCAGUAGAAAUGAGCUUCAGAUUUGUGUCAAUUGCAGAACCUUAUCAGAUUCUGAUGAAUUUGAUUAUUUCUUUGUUGAAGCUUUGAUGAAUAGUCCAGUGUGCAGUUAAGGUCACUGUAUAGAUAGAUGAAAUACAGAAAUGCGUGUUGAUUCAGCCAUCUGUGUUCUCUUUUCCUCAAACAAUAGCAAACAAAAUUAAGGUUGUGCAAAAAUUGAACAAUUCAGAGUUGCUUUUUGUAAAAUUUUGACAGCAUUUGAUUACAGGUAUUCUUCUCAAAAUUCAACUGCAAUUUUUAUUUUUUUCGCUAGUGCAUGUAACAUGAAACAAAAGGCAUCCAUAAAGAGUGUAACUGUGCCUAUGAAAAAUUAGUUGGCUACGUUUUUUUCCCUUGUAAGUCCUAAUUAUUUGUCAGUAAUCUUGUUACACGUAGCCUCUUGAACUCUCUGAGGCUACGUUUUUCAUUGUUAUGACCAUUUUCAAGAGGAUCAACUGUCUAGGAAUGUUCAUGUAAAUCCCACCUGCUCAAUGGGCAAAAUAAAUGAUUG